AUGCCACAGCAAGCCGAGGAUGGAAGCUCCAGGAACAGCUCAUCUGAAGCCAUUGCAUUGGAAAGCCAUGCUAGCAACCCCAAGUGUGGCACUGCUGAUCUUAUAUCCAAACUCCCAUCAAGAGAGGGGUGGUCGGAGCUGAUUGUGCUCUACAAGAACUACUGGCUCCAUCCCUACUUCGUGGAGAGCGUACUGCGCCUCCAAAAUAGCUUCAAACCUCGCCACGAUGACAUCAUCCUCACUAGCAACCCCAAGUGCGGCACCACAUGGCUGAAGGCCCUCGCCUUCGCAGUCACCAACCGCUUCCAGUAUGAUUUUGACAACCACCCUCUUCUCUUCCGCCAUCCCCAGGAGGUGGUGCCAUUCAUAGAGAUCCCUCGAAAUAUGGACUUCACAUACCUAGAGACGCUACCAUCCCCAAGGCUUCUCGCCACCCAUUUGCCCCUUUCGUUGUUUCCAAAGUCCAUAACUAGUGGUUGUGGUUGUCGGGUUGUGUACAUCUGUCGAGACCCUAAGGAUGCAUUCGUGUCUCGGUGGUGCUAUGAUAAUAAGGUUCAUAGACGACAUAGUGUUGAUUUGAAAACAGCUUUCAACAUGUUCUCCGAAGGUUUCUCUGGCUAUGGGCCUUUUUGGGAUCAUUGUCUUGAGUACUGGAGAGAGAGCAUUGCGAUGCCCGAUAGGGUACUCUUCUUAAAGUAUGAAGAAAUGCUGUCAGAUCCUGUGAAAUAUGUCAUGAAGAUCGCAGCAUUCAUUGGUGUCCCAUUUUGUACCAAGGAAGAAGAGGACGGGGUACCUGAGGAAAUGGUUAGGUUGUGCAACUUUGAGAAGCUUAGUAGCCUGUAUAUCAACAAAACAGGAGAGUACUUUAGACACGGCAACAUGGUUAUUGAGAAUUCAGCAUACUUUAGGAAAGGAAAGGUAGGUGAUUGGCAGAAUCACAUGAGCGAAGAGAUGGGGAGGAAGUUAGAUCGCAUUGUGAAAGAAAAACUUAAAGGAUCUGCUUUUUGUAGAUGA
Molecule: messenger RNA, 1014 nt
Organism: Miscanthus lutarioriparius
Lineage: Eukaryota; Viridiplantae; Streptophyta; Magnoliopsida; Poales; Poaceae
Source: the annotation of a GenBank genome assembly